AUGACGUUAUCGGGGAAACCUCCACCCGCGCGGGGGAGAGGGAAUAUACCAGACACACUCACCACCACACCACUCCCAAGACCACCAGCACCCCGCUCCAGGACCAUGGCCACGAUGCGCGCCGUAGCAUUCGACAAGACGGGCGACUCGUCCGUCCUGUCUCUGCGCGACGACAUUCCCAAGCCCACGCCCAACGCCUCCCAGAUCCUCGUCAAGGUGGAGUGGCACGGCAUCAACUUCAUCGACACGUACAUGAGGACGGGGCUGUACCAGAUGGCGACGCCGCCGCCGCACGUGUCGGGCACCGAGGGCGCCGGCAUCGUCGAGGCCGUGGGCGCCGAGGUCCCCGCCGACUACGGCCUCAAGGUGGGCGACCGCGUCGCCUUUAUGAAGUCGCCAUCGGCCGCCGAGUACGCGGCCGUGUCGCCCAACCUCUGCUUCAAGCUGCCCGACGGCGUGUCGACCAAGGACGGCGCCGCCAUCCUCCUGCAGGGCCUGACGGCCUGGACGCUGGUGCGGGACGCGCACGAGGUCAAGCCCGGCGAGGUCGUGCUGGUGCAGGCCGCCGCCGGCGGCACCGGCGGCCUCGUCGUGCAGAUGUGCAAGCACCUGGGCGCCACCGUCAUCGGCACCGUGUCGACCGACGACAAGGCCAAGCUGGCCAGGGAGCACGGCUGCGACCACGUCGUCGUCUACACGCGCGACGACGUGCUCAAGGCCGUCAACGAGAUCACCCACGACCUGGGCUGCCACGCCGUCUUCAGCGGCGUCGGCAAGGCCACCUUUGAGCAGGACCUGGCCGCCACCAGGAGGAAGGGGUCCUUCAUCACCUUUGGCAACGCGUCCGGCGCCGUCGAGCCCUUCAGCCUGUUCAAGCUCACCGCCAGGAACGUCAGGCUGAUGCGCCCUACGCUCUUCAACUUUGUCGCCACCAGGGAGGAGUGGGAGGCGCGCUGCAAGGAGCUGUUCGACCUCUUGGCCAAGGGUGUCGUCAAGACGCACAUCGGCGCCGUCUACGACCUCGCCGAGGUGGCCAAGGCCCAGGACGAUCUGACCGGGAAAAAGACGGUCGGAAAGCUGCUGGUCAAGGUUACCAAGGAUUAA
Messenger RNA from Pyricularia pennisetigena, 1104 nucleotides. RefSeq lists its product as uncharacterized. Gene Ontology annotation, biological process: cellular response to oxidative stress. Lineage: Eukaryota; Fungi; Ascomycota; Sordariomycetes; Magnaporthales; Pyriculariaceae. Gene Ontology annotation, molecular function: quinone reductase (NADPH) activity; zinc ion binding. The record is from RefSeq and is a predicted model, not a curated record. Gene Ontology annotation, cellular component: cytoplasm. The transcript is spliced from 2 exons. Bases 1 to 1104 code for a protein of 367 amino acids.